Monopterus albus (swamp eel) is the source of this 1320-nucleotide messenger RNA. RefSeq names its product ankyrin repeat and SOCS box-containing 12a (gene asb12a). Gene Ontology annotation, molecular function: protein binding. NCBI's taxonomy places the organism in Eukaryota, Metazoa, Chordata, Actinopteri, Synbranchiformes, Synbranchidae. The transcript is spliced from 3 exons. The coding region runs from base 278 to 1210 and encodes 310 amino acids. The record is from RefSeq and is a predicted model, not a curated record.
UUAAUGUGAUUUGGUUUAUACACAGUAAUUGUAACAUGUAAAAAAACAGUAUUGUCUUAAGGUAGUACUCUAUGUCAUGUUAAAAAGUGUUAUUCUUUUAUUACAUGUAGAAGCUUGUUUUGCUGAAAUAGAAAUUGUGCCCAUCCCAAAAUGACAAGAGUGUGUGAGCUGUGUAUGUGUUUGGACGUAUUUUCAUCUUUCUCUUCUUUAACAGAUGAAAGGACUUUGACUUACACUAGCCUGGAGUUACAUUAUUGUUCUGUGCCAAGCUACCAACAUGAGUUUGAUGGACAUUUCUAAGAUCUUCUCCCUGGUGCAGUGUUCUGAAGAGGAUGAGGACAACCAGCAGAGUCAGAACUUGAACGACGCCGUGAGCAGCAACGAUGUGACUCUUCUGUCUGAGCUUCUGUCUCAUGAGAGUUACAGGAGGUCAAUCAAUGCUCGGAGUGGGUGGGGGAUCCCGGUCACCCCCUUGCGCACUGCUGCUGCUCUGGGACACCUGAAGUGCCUGGAGUUGCUGUUGGAGCAUGGAGCAGAGAUUGAUAGCCUGGAUGUGAAGGCUCAGACGCCUCUGUUCUCAGCUGUCAGUGGGAAACAUCUGGAUUGUGUGGUUGCUCUGCUGAAGGCUGGAGCCGAUCCUAAUGGCAGCCAGUACAACAAUUGUUGUCCGGUGCUGCUUGCUGUCCUGGAAGGCCAGGCAGAUGUGCUCCAAGAGCUGCUACGUUUUGGAGCUGAGGUGGAUGUCAGACCCAAACUCCCAUACUGGGCCACCCAUCCCACAGCCUGCAGGGGCCCCCUUUAUAUGUCAGCUGUUUAUGGACACCUUGACUGCUUUAAACUACUCCUUCUCUAUGGAGCCAACCCCAACUUCAACUGCUCAGAAAAGAUGCUGGCCAAAGUAAAGCAGCCAAAAACAGCUCUGGAAGUGUGUCUCCAUUAUGGGUGUGGGAAGGAGUACAUCCAGCUUCUCAUAGACUUUGGGGCAGAUGUGUAUCUGCCUAAACUUACAGUUGACAAAACAACAGAGCAGAAUGAAGCUCUGGCUCUGCUGCUCAAAGAGAGAGUUUGUCCCAAAACACUGAUGUCACAGAGUCGACUGGCAAUUCGAAGAUACAUCCCCGUAGCUAAUAAGCAGCUGGCCAUUGAAAGUUUGGACAUUCCUCUGAUGUUGAGGAACUACUUGAAUCAUGACACCUCUGAAGUCAUAUGAAGUUCACAUUAGCAUCAGCAAAUACAGUAUGGUCAAUGACAUUUUUAUUUUCUUACCUCGUUGCUUUACACUCAUGACUGGUCUGGAAAAUGAGCUGGACAUACCGUAUU